Messenger RNA from Haliotis rufescens (red abalone), 7580 nucleotides. Its product is annotated as huntingtin-interacting protein 1-like. Gene Ontology annotation, molecular function: clathrin-cargo adaptor activity; phosphatidylinositol-3,4-bisphosphate binding; clathrin light chain binding. Gene Ontology annotation, cellular component: actin cortical patch; clathrin-coated vesicle. Gene Ontology annotation, biological process: clathrin coat assembly; actin filament organization; endocytosis. Lineage: Eukaryota; Metazoa; Mollusca; Gastropoda; Lepetellida; Haliotidae. The record is from RefSeq and is a predicted model, not a curated record. The transcript is spliced from 32 exons. Bases 526 to 3804 code for a protein of 1092 amino acids.
UAUACACAUACACGACAUAUAAAUGUAUGAUUCAUUGCUGCACAUUGCAUAUUUCUUCCGCGUACGGACAUUUAUUGUUGUGACUUCUGUAUGUAGAUUCUCAUGUCGUAACAAUACAGAACAACACAUGUAAUCGUAUUUUCGGCAUUGAAAUUUUAAAAAAUGUUUGCUGCACAAUUAAUACAUAUGAUAUAUCCAGAUGUGAUAUUAAUCACAGUUACAGUGCUCGGAAGUACCAAUGCGUUGUUUUGAGAACGUGAUUAUAAAACACUUUCACGUGAUGUGUCAAACAGCAUGUAAUGUGUGGCAAAUUCGUGAAUACAUUUUGCAAUGAAAGAUCCGGUUAAAAACUUACAAAAUAUUCCGAGACACACCCCCUUUGUUGUAAACAUGGAGUUGUCGCCCCUAGUUCUAUAGUUAGCCACGAGAGGUCGGUCUGAGUGUCAAAAAUGGAGACUGAAUCUUGUUGACUGAAUGUCAAUAUAGUAAAGUUAGUUCGAUAAUUGUCCAAAAUAUUGCGUUAACAUGUCGUCCCUACAUUUACCAAGGGUGGUUAGUCAAAGAGGGAAGAGUUCUUUGGAAGUUGAACGUGAAAACUUUGAAAAAAGACAGGCUGUGGCAAUCAACAAGGCUAUCAACAGUCAAGAAACACCUGUCAAAGAAAAACAUGUUCGAAACACAAUCCUUGGUACCUUCCAAGACAAUGGCGGAGGGAUGUUCUGGACCGUUGCCACCAAGCUGCCUGUCCAGGGCAACCCCAUCGUGUGCUGGAAGUUUCUCCACGUUCUCCACAAGAUACUUCGAGAUGGACACCCUAAUGUCAUUAUUGAUUCCAUGAAGUACAGGAGUCACCUCACAGACCUGGGAAAGCUAUGGGGUCAUCUUAAGGAGGGAUAUGGCAAACUGAUAGCAUCGUACUGUAAGCUGCUGAAGCAGAAGCUAGCCUUCCACAGGAAGUUUCCCCGAAUUCCAGGAAACAUGAUGAUGUCCGAUGAAACUUUCAACAAAAUUUGUGGAUCCGAUGUGAACAGCUACUUUGAGUUCUCCAUCGACAUGCUGGAUUACCUGGAUGAGAUUCUCAGCUUCCAGCAAGCAGUGUUCGGUUCACUGGACAUGUCCCGGGCCAACUCUAUGACGACGUCGGGACAGUGCCGCCUCGCUCCCCUCAUCCUGUGUAUCCUUGACUCAUGCCAGCUGUAUGACUACCUGGUCAAGUCUCUCUUCCGACUUCAUUCUAGUCUGACACCCGACACACUCUCAGGUCACCGGGAGAGAUUCCUCAAGGGUUACAAGAGGCUAAAACAGUUCUACCACAGCAGUGCCACACUUCAGUAUUUCAAGAAUCUAGUCCAGGUCCCCGCAUUGCCGGAGGAACCACCCAACUUCUUGAUAGCCUCUGACAUCAGUAAGCAUGUGAAGCCUGUAGCAGUGGUGCCAUCAGAACCAGAGCCGGAACCGGAACCAGAGCUCGACACCCCAGAGGUGGAAUCAGUGGGCAACCUCAUAGACACAACGGAGAAUGACAGAUUUGACAAAACUUUUGGACAGGAGAUGGGCGCAUUCAAUUUCAACGGACGACCACCUGAACCAGAUGAACGUGACCUGCUGAUAGAACGACUGCACAGAGAGAUUGAGUUCCUGAAACAAGAGCUGCAUCGACUCAAGACAGAGGAUGGAAGAAUCAUCCAGUCUUUAAAGGACGAAAUCAGCAAGAUGGAGAAGCUGUUAUCAGAACUCAGGUUAUCGGCUGACAAAGCAUUAAAGGACAGUGAGAUGAUGAAGAAGGAAAGGGAUGAAGCCCAGGCCAGUCUAGAUGCCCUGGCGAAACUGCCUGAAGCCGAGAAACAAGCAAAGGCCAACCAAGAGAAGUUCCAGAAGAUGAAGGACAUCUAUGGGAAACUGAGGGAGGAGCAUGUGCAGCUUCUUAGGAAUCAUGCUGAUGUUACCAAACAACUUGCUACGGAGAAGAAAGCAGCUGACGAGAAGGAGCAAGUCAUUAAGGAGGCAAAGAUGGACCUCCAGCGCCUUGAGGACGAGAAGCAGGUCAUCCACAAUAACCUGCAGAAAAGUGCCGAUGAGGUCACAGGUCAGCUGGCUGAGGUCACUGGUAAAUGUUCUGUUCUGGAGCAGCAGAAAGAGGACCUUGACUGUAAAGUAAAAAAUUUAGAGGACAGCAAAUCUACUCUAGAAUCUCAGUUAGAGGAAAGUCAAACAUCAGUUGCCUCCCUUGAAUCCCGCCUGUCUGAAGUGCAGCAAGGGGGCGACCAGCGAGAGCAGGAGCUGUGCGGUCAGCUGUCCUCGCUGCAGGCAUCUUUGUCCACCACACAGAAGGAGAGGGAGGAGAGUGAGAAGAGACUGAGUGAGCAGGUGUCACAACUGCAGGGACAGUUGGACCAAACUCUGGCUGAGAAGGCCUCGAAAGAGGAAUCUCUGACCGAGAAGCUGGAUGAGCUUCAGAAACAACUGGAUCAGCUGAAGACAGACAAGCAGGACAGUGAAAGUCGCCUUGGUGGUCAAAUUGAUGACCUGCACAAGAAACUGUUAGAGAGAGGCGUGUCCGAAGGAAAGGCUAUAAUACAGGAUGCUCUGGAGCAGAAUGAAAACCCGACACACACAACCGUCACAUGUACAGCAGAAUACUUACUGAUGAGAGCAGAGCCUGUGUUGGAGAGUCUGACGAAGCUACGACAGAGUCAUGGUGCAUACACUGGGGAAAAGAAAGAUUUAGAUAUAUUGAUUGGGACAAUCAGCAUGUUUUCACAUCGAAUGAGUGACUGUAUCGUGCAUGGGUUCGCUACGUCCCACUCCGCACAGAUAGAGCCAGGGGAGGAACUGGCCAAUGCUUGUCGAGACACGGGGAGUUCCGGGGUGUCACUGCUGGAUGCUGUUGGCAAAGGUGGCAACACAACAUCUGAGGUGGAUGACUGCAUCCAGAAAGUGCAAUACGUGAUGAAGCUGGCAGAGGACCUGGUCCCCAAGAUGGAGGACGUGAAAGCUGAGGAGAUCGGGGAUCUUGUCGACAAGGAGAUGUCCUCAACAACCAAAGCCAUUGAAGAGGCAGCCAAGAAGAUAGAGGAGAUGCUGCAGAAGACGAGGGAGGACAAUACGGGUAUAGAGCUGGAGGUGAAUGAGAGAAUCCUGGACGCCUGCACAGCUCUCAUGAAGGCCAUCAAGGUGCUAAUAGAGAAAUCCAGGGAUGUGCAGAAGCAGAUUGUACUCCAGGGCAGGGGUACAUCCACAGCCAAAGAUUUUUACAAGAAGCAUCACCGCUGGACAGAGGGGUUAAUAUCUGCGGCCAAGGCUGUGGGCUUUGGUGCCUCCACUCUCAUGGAGGCAGCAGACAAGUUGGUGAAGGGCGAGGGCAAGUUCGAGGAACUGAUGGUCUGUGCCCAGGAGAUCGCAGCCAGCACCGCACAGCUUACCGUGGCCUCAAAGGUCAAGGCUGAUCGAGGGAGUGAAGGGUUGUCCGAGUUGUCUCGGGCAUCAAAGAAAGUCAACGAGGCCACAGGAAAUGUUGUAGCAUCUGCCAAAACUGCUUCACAGAUAGUUGAGGAUAAGAAUCUGAUGGACUUCACCCAGCUGUCUCUCCAUGACACAAAGAGGAUGGAGAUGCAGACUCAGGUGCGUGUGAUUGAGCUGGAGACGAUGCUGGAGCAGGAGCGGAGGAAGCUAGGGGAUCUGAGGAAGCAGCACUACCAGCUGGCCGGAGAGGAAGGAGAGGAGAAUGGACUCGGGGAAGAUGUCAACUCAGAGGUGCCAGUUUACAAAGACUGGCUAGGGCCCUGGGACUCGGAUAUGUUGUGAUCAUUCUCGGGUAACCAUGGUAACGGAAAAGCUGACGUGGUUGAGGAGAAGGCUGGCGGUGGUAUUUUAUUCUGAGUGCUGUGUAAAGACUAUAACCAAGAUGUCCCGGAAAAUGUCAUACACACAUGUCGUCACUUCAGUCAUCACGAGAGGUCAUUGUGUCACUUAGCCAUCAAGGUCACUAGGUCAUCCAAGGUCAUCAGCUUUGUGAGAGGUCAUCAAGGGUCAAUGGGUCAUUGAGAAGAGUCUUCACAUGACACUCACAAAGAGGUCAAAUGUCCCCAUGCUACAGUAACAGAAGAAUGCUAUGGAUUAUUUUUAUUUUUAUUUUUUAACGAUUUUGAAAACAUGCAAGGGAUGAUUGUCAGAUAUAUUGGACAUUUUAUGUUUUUAGUGACGUGUGUGAAUCAUAGCUAGGUAAUUGAAAGAACUUAAGACAUUCAUUUGGACUUUCACACAUAUAGUCCAGAAAAUGGAAUAAUUAAUCUGUUACCAUUUCUUUAUAUUCGAAUACCCCCACAGUAUGUAUAUGUACAGUUAUAUCAGAUCCUAUUAAACAAAUAUAAGUUUCAACAACUAAAGUACUUGACAACUUUUAUGUAUUGGUCAAAAGAAUAUACAUGUAAUCCUGAUACUUAACAUAUGAUAUCAUUAUGCACAUUAAACAUGAUAGGCUCCAGCUAGAAGGGCCAGCCAAAGUGUACCGGUAGUACUUCAGUCUGCGACUUUUGCCACUUGUCCGAAGCCCGAGAAGCCUGAUAUUGCACUUCUGUAGAGGCGUGUGGAAUAAGUCAUUUCAGCAGUUAAUCCCGUACAGUGGAAGAUGGUGGGUGAGUCUUGUGGUUGAAGUAUUCGGUAUUCAAGCCCCACCCGGGUGCAGUGUUUGAAGCCUGUACAAUUUUGAUAUUUUGAUCCCCAACCUUUUAUAAAUGCUGGAUCUGCCCUUGUCAUUGCACUGUGGACAAUCCAUCGGUACUCAUUAUUAAAGAAUUUUUAUAAUGUAAGUGAAAAUUUUGUUCCAAAUUGGCCCAUGUUAUUUAAAUUAAAUUUUGAGAGCAAAAGAAGUGUACACAUGAGUAUAUUUGCAGUGUUAGUAAUUAAGGUUGAAAUAAUAGUGAGUGUUAUGGUCUUAAUGUUCUCAGUUAUGGAUUUAGAGAACUAUGAUUCAUAUACCAUUGCCAACAACCACAAGGGCCCACUGUCUGUCACUGGAGGUGUGACAGUCUGGCAGCAAGACUACACUAGGUAUACAUGUGCACAUCUUCACAUUGAGACUCCAUUGAGUGAACACCCUCAUAUAUGUAUGUGUAUAAAUUGAAUCUCAUACUCACACAAUGAAUAACUAUCAUUUCGACAUUUCACUGGUCAUUUGAACAUGUGCUCCAAUAUGGCCUCAUUGUCAGCCAUAUUGGAUAUCUGCAUUGUCAUUGAUGUAAAAACUUCAUAUCUUCAUAUCAUUCACAUCUUGGGGGAGGAUUCAAUGUGUUGCCCAUGGCAGUGUUUUAUGUACCAUAUAGGCUGGUGUGGUUUAUGACGUGUAAGAAAUUGGGUCACACAUUCAAACUGCAUUGGAAAUUUAUAGUGUUGCACAUGUUUAACAUUUGUUAUGUAUUCAAUUCUGGGAUAAGUUUGUAAUGUACAAAUCUCCAUGGCAUUUCAUUCGUUUGUGUAGUUCCUUAACACAAGAAGGGGAUAGUGUAUCCUGUCUCCAAGAUAUUGAGUUGACAUUUUGGAAUAUUCAGAUGUAACUAUUUUGGCACCUUUGUCUCACAUGAAUCCAGAGUGAUGAAAUAUACUUAAUUCAUUGACACAUGUUAGAAAGCGAAUUGGUAUAUGAGUAUCAUUUGCCAGACUAAUUCUAGGGCGACUAAUUUGGACCGAUCCACCAAAUGGUUGUUUGUUCAUGAUAUGAGUCUCCAUGUUCAAGGUAUGUUAACAUGAUUUUAUUCUGGUUUGGAUGUAACAAGGAUACCAGAAAUUAUUUGUUGCCAACGUUUAUGUCAAGUUUUCUUGAUGGUUUAAGAUGAUACACAUAAAUAAGAUGAUACACACAUGAGUUUUAAUAAUACAUUUUUUUAUGAUAAAGCUGUAGACUUUGAAUGUGACUCGUCAAAAUGAUAAUUGAAACAAUUCCCAUCGAUGCUGAAGAAAUCGUAGGGGAUUUUAUAGAAAAAUAUAUAUAGACCCAGACAUUCUUUAAAAAAAUAAUUAUGCUUCAAACUGUUGGAAAAAAAUUGCCUGCCACAAAAAUGACAUUGUUGCAAGGUGUGAUAACAUGUGUAAUAACUUUCUGAUAUUUGCACAUGUGCAUUUUCGUGAUUCUCAAUGCUGAUUGGUCAACUGAAGCCAUAAGACGUCACAGUGCUUCAUUGUUGAGAAGAUUUGAUAUGAUGUUAUCCAUUGUUCUUGAUGUCACAAUUACAUGACAUCAACUGAACAAUGGGCUGCUUUCAGUGAAGUAGGGUUGACAUUGCACACAGGUGUUUUUUUUCAUUUUCUCUCUUAAAGUGUCAUCAGGUAAUAUAUAGAAUAACCUACCCGUAACUCUGCAUUACGGAUUAUCUGUCCCUAGUGAAUAAAUACUGUAAGUCCCUCCCCAAAGACACGGGAUCAACACCAUUCAUUCUCUCCGGUCAGAUAAUUUGUCAUUCCUCGUAGCUCGUUGGUUAUUCUCUAAUCGUAUCACAGGUGUAUAGGUUAAUGGUCUCUCUGACAACUUUUAUACAUGUUUAUUAUCAUGCUUUUGCUAUCUUUCUAUCUUUAACGCAAUCCUUUUUAAUAUUUUCCUGAAGAAGCUCUCCUUUUCAUGUGGAUAAGUGGUACAGGAAAAUAUUUCUUUUGAAACUUUACAGUCAGCUGAUAUUGAAGUUUAUUUCUGAGAUGCUCUGUGUACAGAUCUACCAACCGAGGGUUUGUUUUAUUGUGACGACUAAGGUAUCUAAGAUAUUUCUCAGCUUGAACAAUAUGUAGGUGUGAAUUCAGUCCUUCAUGACUCUUUAAUCUAGGCUAGAACAUUUGGUUAUGUAUGUGUGUGUAUGUUUCCUGGUAACCAAAUAGAAAAUGGCAAGUUUCAUCCCAAUGGAAAUUUGACAAAUGUGAUAAUUUGUUUGUAUUGUGCCAAGCAAUGUGUUUGUGGUUACGUAUCCAGCAACCAAGUAUGUCGACUUUAGUGAGGUUUGAAUUAUCAGUGUAACCUUUAACCUGUAGUCUUUACCCUGCCACCUUUUCUUGUCUCUUAUUCUCCUUCCACUUCCACACAUAUUUUUAGCUUUGAGACACAACAAUCUUUUUCUAAAAAUGAAAACACUGCCGCCUCUUUUUAACGGCAUUUUUGGGUUGUUUUUAAAAGGUACAGAUGGCUAUUAUUCAACCAGUCACCUUGGUGUUAGACGUUUUCUUGAUACUAGAAAAAAAGGAUGAAGAUCACUUACUGAAAUCCUACAAAGAAUUUAACUGGUCUCCAGUAGGGUGGAAUUAUUUGGUUUGUCUAUAAAAUAAAAUAUAAACUUACCAUUCAUCGUUUAUGCCUUACUGUCUGUGAUUGUCUAUAAUUCUAGUUGUGAAUGAAAGAUAGGAUUUCAUUUUUGCAACAAUGAAGUUUUUAAAGGAAAAUGUUUCUUGUGAAUUUGUGUUUUUUAUUGUACUGUCGGUCUUACUUUUCUUCUUUGUAGAGCAAACAAAGCUGAAGUUGCACAUGCCAAGGAGUCAGAGUUUGUACAAAUCAUGUAUAUUUGGUACCCAGCUAGAUAGAGUUAGGUAAGCUAGAGUUGAGUUCA